Molecule: messenger RNA, 3936 nt
Organism: Heterobilharzia americana
Lineage: Eukaryota; Metazoa; Platyhelminthes; Trematoda; Strigeidida; Schistosomatidae
Source: the annotation of a GenBank genome assembly
AUGAUAUCAUACAGCAAAAAAUUAGUCGAAAAAAUGUUGACAAGUUUUGAAAAACUACAAUUAUUGAUUCAAUUAUUAUUUUAUUAUUAUAUCCAUUUACAGAAUUUCUUGUAUUGUACACAUUCAAUUUAUCCAAUUGUUCAUAAAUCUAAUCAAGACAUUAAUCAUAAUCAUAGUGAUGUUACAUCAAUACAACAUGAUUCAUCUAAUCUAUUUCGUUUAAUUGAAGAAUCACCAAAUGGAACAGAAAUUAUCGGUGUAUCAAAAUAUUUACAUCAAUAUAUUCUUUAUAAUUUACAAUUUUUAUUUAAUGAAAAUAUAAAUUAUAAUCAAUUACAUGAUUUAAAUAAAUUUCAAUUUAAUUUUCAAUUACUUGAUAUACAUGAUCCAUUAACAAAUGCAUUAGAUUUAGAAUCAAUAACUGGUAAAUUAAUAAUCAGAAAACGUAUUGAUCGUGAAUCAAUUUGUAAUAAUAAUAAUAAUAAUAAUAAUAUACUACCUGUAGGUAGUAGUAGUAGUAGUAGUUCAAGGUUUCCAAUCAACGGUAGACCACCAAUAUUUUUACAGAAUACAUUCGAUACUACUUCUACUACUACUACUAAAUACUUAACUAAUUUAGGCUAUUUUUCAAAUCCUAUGCAUAUAUUAUCAAAUAAUUUAAACAAAAGAUGUAUUAAAACAUUGUAUAUCUUGUCAACAACACAAUUAUUAGAACAAAAUCAAGUUGAUAUCAAAAAGAUACCUAUUGAUUUAUUGAUUAUUGAUAUUAAUGAUAAUAGUCCAACAUGGAUAUCAAUUAAUAAUGGUAUAAAUUAUCCAAAUAAUAAUAAUAAUAAUAGUUAUAUGAUCAAUUUACCAACUAUUGUUAUACAAUUAUCAGAAGUAUCAAAUGAUCAGGUCAAAAUGAUUCCUACUUCAGGAAUUUAUCCUGAUAUACAACAAUAUCAACAGAAAGAACAAUCAUUAUUACGUAGUAGUAAUUUACCACGUGCUUAUGAUCCUGAUGAAGGAGUUAAUAGUCAACUUACCUAUCAUUUACAAUCAAUCAAUAAAAAAUCAAUUAAUUUUAUCGAUAAUAAUAAUAAUAAUAAUGCUAAUGAUCAGUUUAUUCCAUUUAUUCUAGAAGAUAAGCCUAAUGGAGAUUUAAAAUUGAUUUCAACAGUGAAUUUAGAUUAUGAAGAAAAACAAUUCUAUGAAUUUUAUUUACUAGCUACAGAUUCUGGUUUACCUCAAAGAACUGGUACUGCUUUAAUAAAAGUUCAUAUAAUCGAUGUAAAUGAUCAUUCACCUAUUUUUAAUCAAUCUAUAAUCUAUCCAUUUCAUGGUGCUAUCUCAGAGAAGACAAUACCUGGUACAAUUAUAUUGAAUUUAUCAGCUACUGAUAAAGAUGCUUCAUCAGUAAAUAAUCAAAUUCGAUAUUUUAUGAUUCCAGGUACAUUAGCUAUGAAUUACUUCAAUGUACAAAUAGAUGGUACUAUUGUAUUGAAACGAUGGCUAGAUUAUGAAACUAUGGAAAUAAAUUCAAUGGAAAAUCAAUUAAUGUUGAAUUCAUUGGUGUCAGAUACAUCAACAACUGCACCAUUUAAUCUAAUCAAUAAUAAUAAUAAUGACAAUAAUAUCAAUCAAAAUUCCAAGAAACAAUUUAUAUUUCAGGUGAAAGCCAUUGAUUCUGCACCUCAACCAUAUGAACGUACUAGUACUGCUACGGUAAUUAUCCCUGUGAUUGAUGAAAAUGAUGAAAUACCUAUGAUUACAGUGAAAUUCCUCGCUUCAUCAGAAAUGACUAAUCAUGGUGAAACAGGUUUAGUUAAAGAAAAUGUUCAACCACCAAUUCAAUUAGCCUAUGUACAAGUUAGAGAUCCUGAUUUCAAUGGAAAUGAUGAAGUCAUGUGUACAUUAACAGAUACAAUAAAUUUCUCUUUAAAAUCUAUUCAUUCCGCAGAACAAUAUAAUCAUAAUAAUCCUAUUCAUGAAAUUAAUAAUCGUUUACAACUUCAAUCUUCUCUUACAUCUUCAAUAUCUUUACAAUUAAAAAAUGAUUAUAUAUUAAAUUUAAUUACAAAACCAGAUCGUGAACAAAAUCCUUUAUAUUAUCUUCGUAUAAAGUGUACAGAUCAAGGAUUAAAUUUCAAUGAACAAAUUAUUCGUAUACGUGUUCUUGAUAUGAAUGAUGAACAGCCAAAAUUUCAAAAAUCAAUUUAUCGAUUUAAUCUACCAGAGAAUAGUGAUAAAGAAGUGAAAAUAAUCAAUAAUGAAGGAUAUUAUCAACAAAAUAAUAAAAUGAGAAAUAUAUAUGAGAUGAAGAAUGAAUCAUCUUCAAAUAAAAGUAUAAAACAAGCUAAAGAAUAUAAUGAUCAUUAUGAAUAUCUUAUUGGUCGUGUAAUGGCAGAAGAUAAUGAUCAAGGUGAAAAUGCACGUAUAGAAUAUUAUUUAGAUGAAUAUUUUUUAGAGAUAAAACCAUCAGAUAGUUCAAUUCUAUCCUCUGCUUAUCUAUUAACAACAAAUAAACAAACUGUUUUAAAUGAUGAAAAUAUUUUCAUUUAUCAUAAUCGUGAAAUGAUUAAAGUUGAUCAACUUUUUCGUAUUGAUUCACAAACUGGUAUAUUAUAUGCAUUAAAAAAAUUUGAUGUAGAAAAUGUUGAUCUAUUUCGUUUUAAUGUUUAUGCAUUAGAUCAACCUAAUCAAUUCACAUCUAUUCGACAUACAGGAACAGCUACAAUUGAAAUUAAAAUAACUGAUGUAAAUGAUUGGCCACCAUUAUUUAUUCAAACAAAUUAUUCAAUUGACAAUAUUACAGAUACUACUGAUAAUACUGUUAGUAGUUUAAUCAGUAGUAAUAAUAUUGGUAAUGUUCAUAAAAAUGUAAAUAUUACCUCUAUCCUUGAAAAUGAAUUGAAUUUUGUAACAAAUUAUAUUUUUUAUGUAAAAGAGAAUAGACCAGCUUAUUGGUUAAUUGGACGUAUAAUAGCGAUUGAUUUAGAUGUAGAAAGUAAAACUAUGACUCAUAAUUUGUUAAAAAAACUGUCUUCAUCAUCUUCUACAUCGUCGAAAUCUUCAUUCACUUCAUCAUCAUCAUCAUCAUCAUCAUAUAUUACAUUAAAAAUAGCAAAUGAUUCACCAAUUGAAAUACGUCGAACAUUUAAUUUACACGCUACUCAAGGUUAUUUAAGAACAUCAAUUUCAUUGGAUCGUGAAAAACAAAAUAAUUAUGUAUUCAAUGUAAUUGCUUAUGAUGGGAAUCCAUCAAUUUUGACAUCAAAGACAUCAACAGCCACAGUGACUGUAGUCGUGGAGGAUGAGAAUGAUAAUGAUCCUGUUUUCAUCAGACCUACUACUACGAUAUCGUCACCGUCAACUGGAACAUUUUCAUCAUCAUCAUCAUCAUCAUCGGCAGUGCUGCCUCAAACAAAUUUACACUUUCUUCAAAAUAAUCAAUUUAUCAAUGAUAUUCAACAGCCUAUGAUCAAUUAUGAGAAAGAAAUCAAUAUGAUAGGCAAACAACAAAAUAAUCAUGAUAACAAUAUAAAAAUUAAUUGGCCCACCUCUUAUAACCCAGAGGAUGGUAAUAAAAAGAAAAGAUUGAAAGAAAUCAAUCCAGAUAAUAGUGAAAUGAUGAAAUUAUCAAAUGCACAAAUUAAUCAUAAUAAUAAAAUGAAUAUACCAGUUGUAUUAGUGCAUAGAAGGGAGAAAAAUAUUGAUUUCACUAAAACUGAAGGUGAAGCAUCGGGCAUAGGUGAAUCAAGGCCAUUGCUUCAAAUUGAGGCUACAGAUGCUGAUAUUGAUGAGAAUGGUAGAAUUAUUUACGAAAUCAGUGCUGGGAAUACAGAUAAUCUAUUUGUUAUCAACUCAGACACUGGUAUUCUUUCUCUAUCCCCUAAUGUCUAUUCAUCACCAACUCAUCAAUUUAUUGAAUCGUCAUCAGCUAAUGCAACAUGA